UAAAAUGUCAGAUUUAUCAACAAAUGACAGGCUUAUGUUAAAUAACAUGGAUUUCCAAAAUCAUACCAAUUCACGUCCAAAAUUUCAACCAAUACGAGUGAAAGAAUUAUUACAUUUUUGUGAAAGCGAUGAUGAUGAAAGUGAGGACAGACCACAAGAUUCUGAUAUUGAAUCAGAUUUUGAUGAUCCUCAACCUUUACCACAAGAUGAUCAUGUUGAACAUGAUUCAAUUCAAUCAUUAUCUUUGCUUAAUGUAACAUCUAAUAAAUUAAAAGAAAUUUGUAAAGAAUCCAUAUCAUUUAAUAAUAUUGUAAAAUGUGAGCCUGAAAUUAAAUCAACAUUUCAUGAAUAUGAACAUAAUAUGACAAAUGAAAAUGUGAAAUGUGAACAUUCAAAUCAAAUGCAAUUAAAUAUUCAAACUAAUGCACAAGAAAAACUUUCACAAACUGAACACAAAAAUAAAUACAUUACUAAUAUAGAAAUUAAAGAAGAAAUUAAAGAACAAUUGACUCAAGAUCAAUUUUUAGACCAACAAACUUCUUGUAAAAUGAACAAUAAUACUGAAUCUAUUGCUUCUACAUUUCAAUAUUUUGAAAAGGUACCACAAUUUGGAAUGCAUAAUUUGCAGAAUAUAAAUUGCAAAAAAGAAGCAUUAGAAACAGUAGAAGAAAAAUUAGCAUCCAUAGCAAGUGAAGAGAAAAUUCAUUAUGAAAAUGUAUCUUCCAAGGGUAAAUCAUUAAUAUCAGAUACAGGAACAUUUGUUAAUUCUAUUGAUCAAUGGUUACAAACUCCUUUAAAACAUGCAUCUAAUUCUAUACAUUCAGAUCCAUGUUUCUCUCGUAGAAAUAUUAUUCAAACUCCACAAAACAAAUUAUCAGAUCCAACCUCUAAAGAUCAUAGUUUAGCUUUAACAGUUUCAUCUCAUUGGUCUCAAAAUAAUAUAAAACAAACUCCAUUACAGAACAAGAAUAUUAAUUUCAAAGAUUCUAUGCAAACUCCAAAAAAUUCUUUUUAUCUUACAUCAACAUCAAACAUAGGAAAGAAUGAAACUCCAAGAUAUUUCGAUACAGGAGGAAAAUUAAGAAAGCCUUUAGCAGACACAGGAAGUUUUACACAAAAUGAUGCUUAUAAUAAACAUUUAUUACAAGGAUCUCAAUUUCCUAAGGUAAAUGAAGAAACACCUAAAAUUCAAAAUAAAUUAUCACAUGAAAAUUUAAAUAAAACAGAUUUGUCAAAACAAAUAUUUGAUACAUCAGAAAAUGUUGAACAUCUGGAAUUAAAAGAAAAAAAAUAUAAUCAAAGUAAAAAGGAUAAGUUAUUAGAUAAAGAAACAAUAAAUAAAAUAUCAAAUAAACAUGUUCCACAUUGUAUCAAAAACAAUAAAGAAACUGUAAAACCAGUAUAUCAGAAUCAACAUUCAGAAGUUAGUAAUCAAAAUCAACACCAAGAAUUUAAAAAAGUUAUAGAUAAUCCAUUAAAUUUACAAUUUUCAAUGCCAUCUAAUAUUCCAAAAUCUAGACAAAAUAGAACUCUUUUUGUUAAAGGAAAAGAGUAUUUAAUUUUGGGUACACUUGGUCAAGGUAUGAGUGGAGAAGUUUUAAGAGCACAAGAUUUAUCUUCUCUCGAGUUAUGUGCUAUUAAAUGUGUUAAUCUUAAUCGUAUGGAUAAGGACUCAGCACAAGGUUGCUUAGAAGAAAUUUCAAUGUUACAUAAAUUACAAGCACCAUGUGUUGUUAAAAUGUUUGAUUAUGAAAUUAAAUAUCCAAUGGUAUAUGUAGUAAUGGAAAUGGGAGAUACUGAUCUCAGUCGUCUUUUAAAAACAACAUCUCAAGAAAAACAAAUUCCUCUUACAAUGAUUUUAUAUUAUUGGACAGAAAUGUUAACAGCUGUUAAGCAUAUACAUGAUAAUGGAGUAAUUCAUUCUGAUUUAAAACCAGCAAAUUUUUUAUUAGUACGGGGACGAUUGAAACUUAUAGAUUUUGGAAUUGCUUCUAGUAUGAAUGCUGAUAUGACAUCUGUUGUAAAAAAUUGUCCAAUAGGAACUUUAAAUUAUAUUAGUCCAGAAGCAUUAAUGGAUAUUGGUGGAAAUUCAGAUUCUCCUACACAGAAUGUUAAAUAUAAAAUAAGUUUUAAAUCAGAUGUAUGGUCUUUAGGAUGUAUUUUGUAUAGUUUAGUAUAUGGUCAUACACCAUUUCAUCAUAUUCGAUCACAAUGGGCUAAAGUAAAUGCUAUAACCAAUCCAAACUUGAAUAUUCCUUUUCCUAAAUCUCUGUCAGAAGAUGGUAAUAAAGUUACAUUUUCACCACAAAUUUUAAUUGAUGUAAUGCGAAAAUGUCUUCAACAUAAUCCAAAAGCACGACCAACAGUAGCUGAACUUUUGGAAGUAGAAUAUAUUAUGACUACAGGAGAACAUACUUCAACACCUCCUGAAAUUCCAGCAAAUAUUCUAGUGAAAAUAAAGCAUACAUUAAAUGAGGACGAAUGGCGGCAGUUAACAUGGGUUUGUAAUAAUUUUUAUAAUACUAUUUGUAAUAUUGAUAUAAAAAAAAUUAUUUUGUAUAUAAAUUUUACUUAUAUUACAGAUUUUGGAGAAUAGAAGAUAGAUAUAAAUGAAAUACUUCUAAUUAUCUCAGAUUAAAUAUUUCUAAUUAUGUACAUAGGUUUUUUUAUACAUAAUAAUUGGCAAUAAUAGAAGGCUUAUUUAAAUAUAUAUAUAUAU
Messenger RNA from Apis laboriosa (Himalayan honeybee), 2719 nucleotides. It is a transcript of the gene Mps1, whose product is annotated as dual specificity protein kinase TTK. Gene Ontology annotation, molecular function: ATP binding; protein serine/threonine/tyrosine kinase activity; protein serine/threonine kinase activity. The transcript has 5 exons. NCBI's taxonomy places the organism in Eukaryota, Metazoa, Arthropoda, Insecta, Hymenoptera, Apidae. Gene Ontology annotation, biological process: chromosome segregation; meiotic spindle assembly checkpoint signaling; peptidyl-serine phosphorylation. The record is from RefSeq and is a predicted model, not a curated record. Bases 5 to 2596 code for a protein of 863 amino acids. Gene Ontology annotation, cellular component: kinetochore; nucleus; spindle.